AUGGAAAUCGCAGCAUCUGGGAAUAAGAAUAGGGUCCUACCUGCGUGGAUGACAGCCCAGGUGACUGAGAGUGUGAGGCCCACAAAGUCCCCCAAGAGGAGGAGAACAGCCGUGGCCAGGACAGCAUCAGCUGCAAGACUUCCUGCCACGAGGACCGUGUACUGCCUGAAUGAAGCGGAACUUGUCGAUGUUGCCCUGGGAAUCCUGAUUGAGGUGAAGUCCACUGUGGAUUUCUUACCCCCUUGCCUUCCCCUGCACCCCGCAGUUCUGAGAGUUGGGAACCCCCAUAUUUUUAUUCAGUUGAAAGCAGUAAAGGAAAGCAUGUGCCGUCUGCAGGGCCACAAACAGGAAGAGCUCUGGGAGCAGCAGGUCCUGGCUGGCUCUGAUAAGCUGGAGCUCUCCCCCAACCACUCGAGGUCACCAUGGUCUCCUGGGGGCCAAAGUGAUGUGGACGACAAUGGAGAGGACGCCCUGCCCGUCAGCCAUGGCCCUUCCCAGGGGCUGGGGAGGGCCGACCCUGUCUGCAGCCAAAGUCAGGAGGAAGAGGAGGAUGCCUUGAAAUAUGUCCGAGAGAUCUUUUUCAACUGA
Chrysochloris asiatica (Cape golden mole) is the source of this 588-nucleotide messenger RNA. It is a transcript of the gene CYREN, whose product is annotated as chromosome unknown open reading frame, human C7orf49. NCBI's taxonomy places the organism in Eukaryota, Metazoa, Chordata, Mammalia, Afrosoricida, Chrysochloridae. The coding region runs from base 1 to 588 and encodes 195 amino acids. Gene Ontology annotation, cellular component: nucleus; cytoplasm. The record is from RefSeq and is a predicted model, not a curated record. The transcript has 3 exons. Gene Ontology annotation, biological process: negative regulation of double-strand break repair via nonhomologous end joining; double-strand break repair via nonhomologous end joining.